Messenger RNA from Ananas comosus (pineapple), 1221 nucleotides. RefSeq names its product urease accessory protein D. The transcript has 8 exons. The record is from RefSeq and is a predicted model, not a curated record. NCBI's taxonomy places the organism in Eukaryota, Viridiplantae, Streptophyta, Magnoliopsida, Poales, Bromeliaceae. Gene Ontology annotation, molecular function: nickel cation binding. Bases 30 to 1001 code for a protein of 323 amino acids.
UCCCCUUCGUCCUCUCUCCCCCGUUGACAAUGAAUAGUUCCCCUUUCUCUUCUCGACCUGCGUCGUGUGUAGAGAGAGAGAGAGAGAGAGAGAGAGAGAUGGAGGAGGCGACGGGAAUGGCGAGGGUGGAGAAGGUGAGGGGGAGAUCGACCGUAACGCGCUGCUUCUCCAAGUACCCUCUCAAGCUAAUCCUCCCCAAAAAGGUGGGCUCCGUCCAUGUCGAUGCGGUUUGGAUCUACACUCUCUCCUACGGCGGCGGCAUCGUCUCGGGAGAUCGAGUUUCGUGUCGGAUAAGCGUCGGUGACGGGUGCACGGCGGCUAUGACAACUCAAGCUUCAACAAAGGUAUACAAGUCUGUGGAUUCAAAGUGCUCCGAGCAGAUCUUGGCGGCUAGAAUUGGAAAAGAUGCGCUUCUCGCGGUUAUUCCAGAUCCUGUGACCUGCUUCUCAACUGCUCGAUACUCCCAGAAGCAAGUAUUCAGACUCUUUUCGGAUUCAAAUUUGGUUGUUGUUGAUUGGAUUACCAGUGGGCGUCACGAAAGCGGAGAAAAAUGGGACUUUGAGCACUACAGGAGUACCAAUCACAUUUUCUUAGAAGAAGAACAACCGCUUUUUCUCGACUCGGUUGUACUAGAACAAAAAUCGAGUGUCAGUAUCGCUGAAAGGAUGCAGCAAUACCAUGUAAUUGCGAUGGUCGUAAUCCUGGGGCCAAGGCUAAAGCAUACUCAGAAUCAAAUACAAGAUGAAGUGAAGAAGAUGAUGUCCGGGCAAUUCCGACUUCCUACGUCCACUUCAGGCCGUUAUGCGAGAUCAGAAUCCAAACAUUGCCAAAUACCGCCACCUUUUAUCGCCUCUUGCAGUUCUUUCGGGCCUCAGGCAGUCGGCUUGGUGAUUCGAGUAGCGGCAACGACCACAGAGUCCGUAUACAUGUUCUUAAGGCAUCAUCUUGCUUCAUUGGAGCCAUUUCUGGGAGUUGCACCGUAUUUCCAAUCGGGACGAUGAAUGCCUGUUCGAUUUCAGCGCGAACCCGGGUCGAGUUGCGUUUGUGACGGUCGCAAGAUGGCGCGCGUUUCAGCGUCUGAAGACGACCAUUUUUCUUGCCUUUUAUUAUUUAAAUAUCUUUUAAGCUGUUGAAGUUCCUGCUGUGUAUUUAUUGGAAGGAAUUUGUUUUCUUUCACAGUAUAUAAUUUCGUUCAAAUUAAAGUUUUCCAGUUCGAUAUUA